AUGAAAGUGCUGCUCAGAGUCAGCCAACGCUGGAGUCCAAGCUGGAGGCCCUUCAGAGCCACUUCACCUCCUUCCUCAGACCUCAUCUUAUUACUGUUCUAUAUACAUGAUGUAACAUUUGUCAUUUUAUUCUCUCUCAGUGCUGCUCAGAGUCAGCCAACACUGGAGUCCAAGCUGGAGGCCCUUCAGAGCCACUUCACCUGGGAUCUGGACUCCAGCAGGUCCAAACUUUUCCGUUUCAGAGACAAACUAAAGGACAUCGGUGCAGAGGAAGGAAACAGCUGGCUGGGUCACAUUUACAACCUGCAGGGGUUCAUCCACUAUCAGCUGGGCUUCAUCCACAAACAGCUGGGCUUCAUCGAAGAGGCCAAGAGCUUCUUCAGCAGGGCCACUGAGGCCUUCCACCAGAUGAUGAACACAGUCUCAGAUGGUCCCUGGUUGCUGGUGAACUAUGGGAACCUGUCUUGGAUGCAUCACCACCUGGGAGAACAAGCAGAGAGUGAGCGUUACCUGUCAAAGGUCCACGCCCUGAUGAAGGAGUACCCAUCUCCAUUUGAGGACGAGCUGGAUCCAGAGAUCUACGCUGAAAAGGCCUGGACCCUGAUGAAGUUCUCUCCAGAAGAAAAUAAGCUGCUGGCUGCAGAUUACUUCCGGAAAGCCAUCAGGAUGCAGCCGGACAGGGUGGAGUGGCAGACCAGCCGAGUGAUAGCAUUAAUAAGUGCCUAUAAGUACUGUAGCAACGAGCUGGGAGCUGACAUCUUGGAGGAAAUGAAAAAAGCCAAAGAAUAUGAUCCAGAGAACUUGUACCUUGCUGCUCUUUACCUUGAGGAAUGUGCUGAGAGAGGAACAGACAUUGAACAAGAAGCACGUGAGUUGGCCAAAAGGAUUUUAAAUAAACCAGUUAGCAGCUACAACGGGUUCACACCGUUACUAAGACUGUACAGAAUCCAUGUAUCCAUGGAUGAAGCUAUUGAUUUGGCAGACGAGGCUCUGAAAAGACAUCCAGAUGAGCAUUAUCUCAAGAGAUGUGCUGCAUUCUGCUACAAAUGGAAGCUCUUGCCUCCACGGGACAAUAAUCAGGAGCAUGAGCCCAGCAUGAUGAACAAAGCCAUUAGUCUCUGUGAGGAAGUCAUUUCUCUCUAUCCUGAUUCUUCACUCAGAAUGGAAAUAACUCUUGCAAACUUAUAUGCAGAGUCAAAGCGCCAAGAUGAAGGGGACCAGAUAUUCAAAGAUCUGCUAAAAAGGGACCUGGAAGACAAAGAGAAACAGAUGGUUUACUACACCUAUGGAAGCUAUUUAUAUUUCAAGGUAAAACAGGAACAAGAGUCGAUAAAAUACCACAUGAUGGCAGCAGAGAUACCACAACAAUCCUCCUAUCGGGAAAAGAGCAUCAGGAUCCUGGAGAAGAUCAGAUACAGAAACCAUAACCGAAGAGAAAUAGAGGAGUUUCUGGCCAAACUGCCAAACUGGGCAUAAAUCAGGAAGAUGUUGAUUUUAACAGCCUGAGAAAUAAGUUUAAUAUGAUCCUUUUAUCAAAGUGUUGAACGCAAUGUUAAACACUUCUUAAAUUCUCACCUGACCAAUGAUCCUGUUAUCAAAGCCUGACGCAGAUAAAACGUAUUUAUUGUCCCAUGUCAUCAUUUGUCUUAUUGAUCAAUGAGUAACCUUCACUUUCUUUAACAUUAGUCUUGUGUUUAAUCCUUUAAUUUCUUCCUCACACUCAUUCAUGUUUUUUUUUUAUAUAAGAAUGUCAAAAUUAAAAAAAAAGUAAAAGAAAACCUGGAAACACAUUUCAGUAAUCCCCAAAAUCACGACAAUAAAACUGUAAGAAAAUCCA
This is a messenger RNA of Mugil cephalus (flathead mullet), 1837 nucleotides long. RefSeq names its product interferon-induced protein with tetratricopeptide repeats 1-like. The record is from RefSeq and is a predicted model, not a curated record. The transcript is spliced from 2 exons. Gene Ontology annotation, molecular function: protein binding. Bases 1 to 1476 code for a protein of 491 amino acids. Gene Ontology annotation, cellular component: cytosol. Gene Ontology annotation, biological process: defense response to virus. NCBI's taxonomy places the organism in Eukaryota, Metazoa, Chordata, Actinopteri, Mugiliformes, Mugilidae.